UCCGGGUCUGGACUUCGGUUCCAGGUGUAGUUUGCUGAGGAACUGAGCCUCGGCAGGGCGAGGGUGUUCCCAAAACCCCGAGAGAGCCUGUUUCCCCCUCCCGGACAUGCUGUGAAAGGGCUGGCCCCUGUCACUGGCGAUUUUCCCGACAUUCACUCUACCUCCCUCUCGUUCCGAGGAGAGGACGUGUGUACAAGGGUGAGCCGCUGUGGCCACGGGGUGCUGGGAUUCGAACCUAGGCUGAGCCCACCUCUGCGCUCUGCAAGGCCUUGUGAGGCAACAUGACCCACUCUUUGGUUUGUCCAGAGACCGUAAGCAGGGUGAGUUCUGUCCUGAAUCGAAACACCCGGCAGUUUGGAAAAAAGCACUUAUUCGACCAGGAUGAGGAGACCUGCUGGAACUCAGAUCAGGGUCCCAUCCAGUGGGUGUUAUUAGACUUUCCCCAGCGCAUCUGUGUCUCCCAGCUGCAGAUCCAGUUCCAGGGGGGCUUCUCCAGUCGCCGGGGACGUCUGGAAGGUUCCCAGGGGGGUGAAGCCCUUGGCAAGAUUAUGGAAUUCUACCCAGAAGACAACAACUCUCUUCAGACCUUUCCUGUGCCGGCUGCGGAGGUGGACCAACUGAAGGUGACAUUUGAAGAUGCCACAGACUUUUUUGGCCGGGUGGUCAUCUACCACCUCCGGGUAUUCGGGGAGAAGAAGGAAUGAGGUUACUGGACAGCCACCUGU
Messenger RNA from Condylura cristata (star-nosed mole), 725 nucleotides. It is a transcript of the gene NR2C2AP, whose product is annotated as nuclear receptor 2C2-associated protein. Lineage: Eukaryota; Metazoa; Chordata; Mammalia; Eulipotyphla; Talpidae. The transcript is spliced from 5 exons. The record is from RefSeq and is a predicted model, not a curated record. Bases 282 to 704 code for a protein of 140 amino acids.